AUGAUAGACGAAAUCAAGAAAAAGGUUAAAUACAACCAAUAAUGUCCAUACAUCGCCACCAUAUGUCGACACAUGCUCGAUUUUGAUUUCGAAAAAUUAUGCUCCGUUACUCUUUCAAAUCUGAAUGUGUAUGUGUGUCUCAUCUGCGGCAAAUAUUACUAAGGGAAAUCCAUCAAUACCCAAGCCUACAUUCAUUCACUCGAAUAAGACCAUCACUUAUUUAUGAAUCUUCAAAAUACUAAAAUAUACUGUUUACCAGAUAACUAUGAAGUGGUCGAUCAUUCACUUGAAGAUAUCCAAUAUAAUCUAGAUCCUAAAUUUAAUAAUCUUAAGGAAUUGGAUGAUAAUGUCGAAGAAUCCAGAGCCUUGGAUGGAACUACAUUCCUGCCAGGGUUUGUCGGAUUGAACAAUCUAAGCAAAUCAGACUAUUUCAAUGUUGUCAUGCAAGCCUUGUGUCGUAUCAAACCAUUGAGAAAUUUCAUGAUCUUCUUGCAAUUCCAAAAGAGUGCCACAGAACCUUUCGAUUACAAUUGUCUUCUAUCCCAAAGAUUCUCAGAAUUAACGAGAAAAAUUUGGAAUCCUCGGAAUUACAAAGGACACGUGAGUCCUCAUGAAUUGCUCCAAGCUGUCACUCUUAAAAGCAAUAAACAAUUCAAAAUCGGAUAACAAUCAGAUCCUAUGCAUUUGAUCAUCUGGUUUCUAGACAACCUUAAAAAAGAAUUAUUGCACAUCAACAAAAUCAAUACUAUCAUAUCUGAUUGUUUCCAAGGAGAAUUGCAAUACGAAUGGUACAAACCACUUAAAAAUGCCAUUGGAUAUCAACCAAUUCCAAUUAUCGAAUAAAAAUCAUUCUUCUAUCUGUCUUUAGAUCUACCUUCAACUCCACUCUAAAAGGACGGCAGUUAAAAGGCUCUAAUUCCCAGUAUAUCGAUUCAAGAAUUAAUUAAAAAGUACGACGGAUUCACUAAUACAGACAGUGCUGAUGGCAGAAGAAGAUACACAAUUACCAAGUUUCCCAAAUAUUUGAUUAUACAUAUGAAGAGAUUCAUCAAAAAUAAUUUCUUUAUGGAAAAGAACCCAACUAUUGUUACCUUCCCAUUAAAUGAUUUGGAUUUGAGUUAAUGCUUAAACUUGGAAUAAUAAAAUGUCAAGUAUAAUUUAAUAGCCAAUAUUUGUCAUGAGGGAACAGCCAAAGUUGGAAUCUACAAAAUUCAUGUUAAAAACGAGGCCAACAAUCAAUGGUUCUAAAUUCAAGAUUUGCAUAAACAAAAUAUUGUUCCUUAACUUAUCAGUGUAAGUGAGGCUUAUGUAUAAAUUUAUGAAUUAUAAUAAUAACAAUAAUGA
Molecule: messenger RNA, 1344 nt
Organism: Paramecium tetraurelia
Lineage: Eukaryota; Ciliophora; Oligohymenophorea; Peniculida; Parameciidae
Exons: 4
Biological process (GO): mRNA processing; protein deubiquitination; spliceosomal complex assembly
Molecular function (GO): zinc ion binding; cysteine-type deubiquitinase activity
Source: RefSeq, a predicted model, not a curated record